Messenger RNA from Yamadazyma jaroonii, 2094 nucleotides. NCBI's taxonomy places the organism in Eukaryota, Fungi, Ascomycota, Pichiomycetes, Serinales, Debaryomycetaceae. The record is from the annotation of a GenBank genome assembly.
AUGAGAAGAGCUCAGUGUAAUAAUUGUACCUGUUCCCCAGGUUUAUUAGCUAGGAAUAACAGAAGAAGUUCUUUAAUAGCCAGACAAAUCCAUUUAAAAAGAACCGGAAGUUCCAGUGGUUCUAGACCAGGGUCAAGAAAAGGAUCAGUUUUCAGUAUUGACCCAUCAGUAUUAUGUGAACCAGAAGCUAAAGAAGUUAACACUUCAAAGAGAUUAGAAAAAGUAAGAAACUUAAUGGAAGAAUACAACUUAGGAGUUUACAUUGUUCCAAGUGAAGAUGCCCAUCAAAGUGAAUAUACUUCAAGUAUUGAUCAAAGAAGAAGUUUUAUUUCAGGGUUUCAAGGUAGUGCUGGGGUUGCUGUUAUAACAAGAGAUGUUACCUGUAUGAAUUCUACACCUGAAGGAUUAGCUGUUUUAUCAACUGAUGGAAGAUAUUUCAAUCAAGCAUUAAAUGAGUUAGAUUUCAAUUGGACUUUAUUAAGACAAGGAGCAAUGAAUGAACCAACUUGGGAAGACUGGUCUAUUGAUCAAGCUAUUCAGUUAUCUUUAGAUUCCGGUAGUAAGAUUAAUAUUGGUGUGGACCCUAAAUUAAUUACAUAUCAAAGUUAUUUAAAAUUUACAGAAAUUAUAAGUAGAAAAUUAAAAUUAAGUAAAAAUGUUAAAGCUGAAGUUGAGUUUGUUGCUAUUAAAGAUAAUUUAAUCACAUCUAUUUGGGAUCAAUUUGAACCAUUACCAAAAUCAACUGGUGAAGCCAUUAAAUUAUUGGAUUUGAAAUAUUGUGGAGAAUCUUUUGAAAGUAAAUUGAAUAAAAUAGUUGACCAAAUUAAGAAGAAUAACGGUAAUGCAUUGAUAAUUUCAUCAUUAGAUGAAAUCGCUUGGUUACUUAAUUUAAGAGGUAAUGAUAUUCCAUAUAAUCCAUUAUUUUUCAGUUAUUUAAUAAUAAAUUCUUUGAAUGAAGUUAUUUUAUUCAUUGAUAGUAACAAAAUAUCUUCAGAAGUUGAAAAAUAUCUCAAUGAAAACAAUAUCAAGAUCAAACCAUAUGAAGAAUUUUGGGAUUAUUUAUUCAAUUUAUCAAAAGAUUACAAUUUGAAAGGUGAAAAACUCUUGGUUAAUCAAAAUGUUUCUUGGGAAAUAGUAAGAAGUUUGAAAUGUUCAUUUACUCAAUUAUCAAGAUCCCCUAUUGAAGAUUUGAAAUCUAUUAAGAAUGAAAUCGAAAUUAAAGGAGCCAAGAAUGCCAAUAUUAAAGAUGGUAGAGCUUUAUGUAAGUUCUUCUCUUGGUUGGAAAAUGAAAUUAUCUUAAAAGGUGAAAUAUUGGAUGAAAUUCAAGCUGAUUUAAAAUUAACCGAAUUCAGAAAACAAGAAGAAGAUUUUGUUGGAUUAUCAUUCAGUACAAUUUCAUCAUCAGGUGCAAAUUCUGCUAUUAUUCAUUAUAGUCCAUCAUCAACCAAUUAUUCUAUGAUAAAUCCUGAUAGUAUUUAUUUAAAUGAUUCAGGUUCUCAUUUCUUAGAUGGUACUACUGAUACCACUAGAACCAUUCAUUUAACUACCCCAACAUCUUUACAAAAGAGAAAUUAUACUUUAGUCUUGAAAGGGGUAGUAAGUUUAUCUUCCUUAGAAUUCCCAGAAAACACCUUAGGUUCAUAUUUGGAUUCUAUUGCUAGACAACAUUUAUGGAAAUACAACCUUGAUUAUGCUCAUGGUACAUCUCAUGGUAUUGGAUCUUACUUAAAUGUCCAUGAAGGUCCUAUGAGUAUUGGUUUAAGACCUAGUGCUUCCACUACUUCUAUAAAACCUGGUAAUAUCAUAUCUAAUGAACCAGGUUAUUAUGAAGAUGGUGAAUAUGGUAUUAGAAUUGAAAAUGAUAUGGUUGUUGUUGAUACCGGUAAGAUUUAUAAUGGUAAGAAAUUCUAUAAGUUUGAAACUUUAACUAGAGUUCCAUUCUGUAGGAAAUUAAUUGAUACCAAAUUAUUAACCAAAGAAGAGAAACUUUGGAUAAAUGAAUUCCAUAAAACUAUAUGGAAUGAUUUAUCAACUUCAUUCACUAAAGGUUCCUUCGAGUAUAAUUGGUUAUUAAGAGAAACCACUGCUUUAUAA